Molecule: messenger RNA, 766 nt
Organism: Frankliniella occidentalis (western flower thrips)
Lineage: Eukaryota; Metazoa; Arthropoda; Insecta; Thysanoptera; Thripidae
Product: proton-coupled amino acid transporter-like protein CG1139
Exons: 4
Biological process (GO): amino acid transmembrane transport
Cellular component (GO): vacuolar membrane
Molecular function (GO): amino acid transmembrane transporter activity
Source: RefSeq, a predicted model, not a curated record
CAUGGGGCCCGGCUGGGUGCAGCCCUUUCAAACGCCGAGCACGUACAUUGUCGAGUUCUUCCUCUUCACGUAUCAGCUGGGCAUCUGUUGCGUUUACGUCGCCUUCGCCGCGAAAAAUAUGGCAAUGGUUCGACUCCGUAGGUGAUCGCUCUCGACGGCGUGUCCGACGCGGAGUACAUGGCCUGGGUGGCGCUGGUGCUCCUGGUGCUCAGCCAGAUCCGCACCCUCAAGGUGCUGGCGCCCGUGUCGCUCGCCGCCAACAUCAGCAUGGUGGUCGGCCAGGCCAUCAUCUGGUACUACAUCUUCAGGGACCUGCCGCCCAUCCACAGCCGGCCCCUGGUGGGCCCGAUCAGCGGCCUGCCCAAGUUCAUGGGGAUCGUGCUGUUCGCCAUGGAGUCCCUGGGGGUCAUCAUCGCCCUGGAGAACAACAUGGCGGACCCGGCCGCCUUCACGGGCCCGUUCGGCAUCCUCAAUGCGGGCAUGGCCGUGGUCAUCACCCUGUACGCGGUGCUGGGCUUCUUCGGCUUCUACCAGUACGGGGAUGACGUGCAAGACGUCAUUACCCUCAGCCUCCCAGUGGAUUGGACCGGCCAGUCCGUGAAGGUGAUCUACGCCUUGGCUAUCGUCCUCACUUACCCCCUUCAGAUGUGGCCCGUCCUGGAGAUCACCUGGGGGAAGUACGUGAGCGGCUACCUGCUGCAGCGGGACGACAGGUGGUACGAGUUGUGGGAGUCGCUGUACAGGGCCGCCCUGGUCUUGCUCACAU